Molecule: messenger RNA, 5467 nt
Organism: Numida meleagris (helmeted guineafowl)
Lineage: Eukaryota; Metazoa; Chordata; Aves; Galliformes; Numididae
Gene: SNRK
Product: SNF related kinase
Exons: 7
Coding region: 465-2762 (765 amino acids)
Biological process (GO): microtubule cytoskeleton organization; intracellular signal transduction; protein phosphorylation
Cellular component (GO): cytoplasm
Molecular function (GO): protein serine/threonine kinase activity; ATP binding; tau-protein kinase activity
Source: RefSeq, a predicted model, not a curated record
GCGAUCCGCGGCCGUUGUUGUCAGUCGCGUCUCGGAGCCGCCGCAGCGGCGCGGCCCGGCUGAGCGUCCGUCAGUCCGCCCGGCGCGGGGCACGAGUUGCCGCAGCCGUCCUCCCCGAGCCCCGCGGCCCGGCCGAGCUUCCCGCCGCCGUCUCCGAGCCUUUCUCUCCCGCCUCGCCGCGUUCCCCGUCCCCUGGGCGGUUGCGGCGGGCGCUGCCCAUGCAGAGGGCGGCGCGGGGCGCGGCGGCCCGAGGAGACGCCGGGUGGAGGUGUUGAACUGAAUUCCCACAGACUUUAUGGAAGCAGACAGCUGGAUAGAGAAGAGGUUAUACCAUGAUUCCAGCUGGGAGAAGCAGUAAGGCAAGCUUGGCAGCGGCGAUGGACUAUUUAUUUGCAUCAGAUACUCUUCUAUGAAAAGAUCGCAGUUCGAAAGAGCUAAAGCAUUAUUUCAUCUUCUGAAACAGAAUGGCGGGCUUCAAACGAGGAUACGACGGAAAAAUUGCGGGAUUGUAUGACUUGGAUAAAACUUUGGGCAGGGGACAUUUUGCCGUGGUCAAACUUGCUCGACAUGUCUUUACAGGUGAAAAAGUAGCGGUAAAAGUAAUUGACAAGACCAAACUGGAUACUCUAGCUACUGGGCAUCUUUUUCAAGAAGUAAGAUGCAUGAAACUAGUGCAGCAUCCCAAUAUUGUACGGCUGUAUGAAGUGAUUGACACCCAGACAAAACUUUAUCUCAUCUUAGAGCUAGGUGAUGGAGGGGAUAUGUUUGAUUACAUCAUGAAACACGAAGAAGGUCUGAAUGAGGAUCUGGCAAAAAAGUACUUUGCUCAAAUAGUUCACGCUAUUUCAUACUGCCACAAACUGCACGUAGUUCACAGAGACUUAAAACCAGAGAAUGUGGUCUUCUUUGAAAAACAAGGACUUGUGAAACUAACUGAUUUUGGCUUCAGCAACAAAUUUCAGCCUGGAAAAAAACUCACCACGAGCUGUGGAUCUCUCGCAUAUUCUGCUCCUGAAAUUUUACUUGGGGAUGAAUAUGAUGCACCGGCAGUGGAUAUAUGGAGUUUGGGGGUCAUCCUCUUUAUGUUGGUAUGUGGACAACCACCGUUUCAAGAAGCAAAUGACAGUGAAACUCUGACUAUGAUAAUGGACUGCAAAUACACGGUGCCACCUCAUGUGUCCAAAGAAUGUAAAGAUCUGAUUACACGGAUGUUGCAGAGAGAUCCGAAGCGAAGGGCGUCUUUGGAAGAGAUUGAAAACCACGCGUGGCUCCAAGGAGUGGACCCUUCUCCUGCAACAAAGUACAAUAUCCCUCUUGUGUCAUACAAAAAUCUGUCCGAGGAGGAACACAACAGCAUCAUACAGCGCAUGGUUCUUGGCGAUAUUGCAGACCGAGAUACUAUAGUGGAGGCACUGGAAACUAACAAAUACAAUCACAUCACUGCUACUUACUUCUUAUUGGCUGAAAGGAUUCUGCGAGAAAAACAGGAGAAAGAAAUUCAGACCAGAUCUGCAAGCCCUAGCAACAUCAAAGCGCAGUUCAGGCAGUCGUGGCCAACGAAAAUCGAUGUACCCCAGGAUCUGGAGGAUGACCUCACAGCUUCUCCUCUCUCCCAUGCAACUGUUCCUCAGUCUCCAGCUCGCACGGCAGAGAACGUUCUCAAUGGUCACAGAAGUAAGGCUGCUGGUGAUUCAGCAAAGAAAGAGGAGAUCCCUGAGUUGGCUGGACCGGCGCUUUCUGUAGUUCCGUCGGUGAGCUUAAAACCCACCACGAGCGGCCGGAAGUGCUUGUUCAGAGUAGAAGAAGACGAAGAGGAGGACGAAGAAGACAAGAAGCCUAUUUCUCUUUCUACUCAAGUUGUUCUGCGCCGAAAGCCUUCAGUUACAAACCGUCUUACUUCAAGGAAGAGUGCACCAGUCCUCAAUCAGAUCUUUGAGGAAGGCGAGUCGGAUGAUGAGUUUGACAUGGACGAGAACCUACCCCCAAAGCUCAGCAGGUUAAAAAUGAAUAUCGCUUCGCCUAGCACAGUGCAUAAGCGCUACCACAGGAGGAAAAGCCAGGGCCGUGGCUCUAGCUGCAGUAGCUCGGAAACAAGUGACGAUGACUCGGAAAGCAGGAGACGCCUCGAUAAAGAUAGUGGCUUUACGUACUCCUGGCACAGACGGGAUAGUAGCGAGGGGCCACCUGGCAGCCAAGGAGAUGGCGGGGGACAAAGCAAACCAAGUAACGGAAAUGGAGGAGUAGACAAAACAAGCCCAGGUGAUAAUAACAAAGGUGGGGGGAGUCCCUCCAGCAACUCCAGCGGCAGCACCAACAACACUUCAGGUUCCACUCGUAGAUGCGCCGGAUCUGGAAACUCAAUGCAGUUAUCGUCUAGAAGCGCAGGGGAACUGGUUGAAAGCCUGAAGUUAAUGAGCCUUUGCCUGGGUUCACAGAUUCACGGCAGCGCUAAAUACAUUAUUGAUCCUCAAAACAAUCUGACGUUUUCCAGUGUAAAAGUACAGGAGAAAUCGUCGUGGAAAAUGUGUAUAAGUUCCAGUGGAAGUGCCAACCAGGCUUCGUCGCUGGGCAGCCUGAAGUUCUUUUCUGACCAGAUGUCAGACACGGCAAAUGAAUUGGAACGGAUAAAGAACAGGAACUUGAAAAAUAACGUGCUACAACUACCUCUCUGUGAAAAGACGAUAUCUGUGAAUAUUCAGCGGAACCCAAAGGAGGGCCUGCUGUGUACCUCCAGUCAAACCAGCUGUUGUCAUGUCAUUUGACAGCAGCCUGACUGUAAUUGCUUGAUCUAUCCGACAGCAUCUUUCUUCCUGUUCAGAGCUGUGAACACCUUGUCACUGAACCCCCUUUUGUUGUCUUAAGAUUUUUAAGUGGGCUUUGAGCAGUUAUUUAUUACAUUUUAAUUUUGUGUUUGCUUGGUGAUAUGACAAUGCAUGGUCUUUGCAUGCUGCUAGCCAUUAUAUUUUUCUUUUUCAACAAAGCAGAAUAUUUUAUUGUGUAGUUCUUACAUUUAUAAUUUUACUACGGAAGAUCUGGAUUAAAUUAAAAUGACUAUCAUCUGGAUCCUAAUGUAAAUGGAGCACUUAGAAGUUUCACGUUCUGCACUUAAAACUAGAGAGAGAAGCUUUUGUUUGCUUGUGAAAUGUUAAUUCUUGUUCUGACCUUCUGUGAUAUCUAAAAUAUGUGAUAUGUGGCAUACUUCUAUGUGUCUGAAACAGAACCAAAGCAAUAAUGUUUUGAUGCUGAAAACUCUUCAGGGAGCUUUCAGAUGUUCCAAGGCUUGUACAAAGCAAAGAUGCACUGAAAAUUAGCGACCUUGAAAUACGAUUUUAAACCCACACCUAUUUGUCUUAAGUUAUGAAACGGAUAAAGUUGUGGCUCAAAAAUCCAAGUGAAAAGAUGUCGUUUUGCUAGAGGCAGUUGUGUUUCGUUGUCGGGUUGGGUUUUUUUCGUUUUUGUUCUUCAGAAGCAAGUAGAUUUGUAAGGCAGCUUUUUCCCAUAGAAAUAUGUUACUAUUACAAGCAGACAAUCUUUUUUAAUAUAACAAAGGUAAAUUAUUAAGUCUACUUCUGAGUUUUUAUGUGCUAAAUGAAAAUAAUAAAGUAUUUGUAUGAAUUACUUUCAUUAUUAGUAUAUCAUGACGCUUACUCAGUAUUUUAGGUUUUAACCUUGUGAGCCUUCCUCCCUAUCCUCUCCCCGCCUCCUUGAGAUUUCAAAAGGCAAUAAGGGGUGGAAAACCUUUAACCAAUUGGAUCCAAGUUGACGUAGUUACUGUCAUUUAUUGUCAUUGUUCUCAUUAUCAAAUCAGACUCUUGGAAGACUUAAAAUACUGCUGUUUGCCCAUACGGACACCCGUUAUUUUCCCUCAGUAAUCAUGCUUUUUCUUACUGUCAGUGAAAGUAGCAUAUAGGAAAGUAUUUAUUUUACAGCUGUUUGCCUUUCUGUUGUUUUUCUCAUUGCCACGGUGAGGUCUUGUUUUAGAGUAUUACUGCACCAAUGGGUGCGUUUGACAAGAUAAGUUAACUUGUGGAAUUUUAUUACCUAGAUAAAAAUAUAUUGCGGAUUCCUAGUUUGGGGAAGGGCGAGAAUGUUUUAUUUUUUCAUGCUGUGCACUGGGUCUCCUGAGCAAUGCUAGUAAAACCGGUGGUGUUAUGUAGCAGCGCCCUGGCCAGACGAUGGAAGUCUGAGAGGAGUUUACACUGUUGAGCAUCUUGUCACCUUGCAGAAUGGUCGCAUACAAUGCAUUUCGUGUCCGCUGUAGAGUGCAUAGAGCACCAAAGAACUGCGUUACACUUGGUCUUAACUUCUACAGUCAACGACAGCUCUUCUCGAUUAGUAAAAGACUUUACUAAGAGAAUCUGAAUUGCAUGGGGUAUCCUUACUGGCUCGCCUAGCCAAGGAUUUCACAUUCUGCUUCCUGAACAAGGACACGAUGAGCAUUUUACUUUGAAGAAAGUUUUAAGAGAGAGCUGCAGUUUAGUCAGUGUGGUAUUUAAAAAUGAAAAACUGCAAGAAGAGAUGUGUGGGUGAAGCCAUAGAACAUAUUUGCUUGACGUUUUUUGAGCAGGGAUCUUAUAAAGGGCCAGAAAUAAGAUGUGUGGUUCACGGACAGUGAGCGUAACGUCGAAGUAGGAGAAAAGUUUAUAAAGGGCAUUGGCAAUAAACUUAUUUGUUGCAGCUUUUUUUUCCAAGCAUUGUAAAUACUCUUUCCUGAUAUUAUGUACAGCCUUGGAAUGGCACCUUUUAACUAACCCCGGGUGUAUUUUGUUUCCAAUGUUUUUAUAUACAAAUGUAUAUAUGGUGCUCACUUUAGAACAGCAGUGUUGACCAUUUAUGCUGCAUAGUUGUAUUAUAGCCUUACUAGUUGUGUAUGGUUGGUUGACCUCUGGGUGUACAGAUGUUAGUCUGAGUGGCGUCCGUUAUCCAUCUGUUGCUAGGUGAAUGACUGUGCAUGUGGUGUACGUCGUGCUAUGUCGUCAUGUAAAAGGAAGGGCGAGAAUAACCACUACAUGAAGAUAAUAUCGGACCAAACUAUUAGAGCGAGUCAACAGUUUCUUGUACCCCUUAACGUGUCUUUAAAAGUUGCAUAUAGUUACAGUAGUGUAUAAAUUAAAUAUUGUGGAAAAACAAUUAGUCUUGUAUUUUUCUGUAUGUGUGUAUAUAUUAUAUAUAAAAUAAUGUACCUCUAGCAACUUCAUCUGUAUUUAAGAUGUGACAAUCUUGACACGGGAUUUUAAGAGUAGCGGUAUAAAUAAGCAGAAUAAAUGAACAGAAAUAUGAAAAAAAUUUCUCACCGAGAAAGAAUUUGUGUGUGCGUGUGUGUGUGUGUUAAGAGGGUACAGAAAUAGCAGCUGAUCUUAUUGCUUCCAGCAGUGUUUGGCUUUUUCAUUGUAUAAAAAUUCAUGAUGUGUGACAGACAUGGAAAAUCCAGUUAAUAAAAGUACUAUCUCAACUGAUGCAUAACCGA